UACAAGCAUAUGCAAAACUGAAUGAUAAAAGCAAGAGGUCAUUGCAAAAAGCGGAGAAACUUGAUGGUUUGGUUAAAAAAUGAGGGACUAUGAUGAUAUCACUGAUUUUCUGGGAACAUGGGGUCCAUUCCAGCUUACUGUUUUCUUUGCAUUAGCUAUAAGUAUCCUUCCAAAUGGUUUUGUGGGCCUCUACAUUGUUUUUGUGGGUGACACGCCAUCUCACGAGUGUCUGAUUCCUGAGGAGUACAACAUCAGUGACGUGUGGAGAGAAGCUGCCAUCCCAGUGGUGAUGCAAGAUGGGGUUUUAAAACGCAGUUCGUGCUCCAGAUACAAAAUGGAAACAGUGAGGAAUUUUUCCAUGCUUAACUACACCCCAAAUGUGGAGGUCAAUAUCAGCGAGAUUGAGGUUGAGUCCUGUGUGAAUGGCUGGAACUACAGUAAAGAGAUUUACGAGUCUACAACAGUGACAGAGUGGGACCUGAUAUGUGAGAAUGAGUACAAAGGGCCUCUGACCUCAUCAAUAUAUUUCUUUGGUGUGUUAGUGGGGACCUUCCUUUCAGGACAGAUGUCUGACAGGUAUGGCAGGAGGCCUGUACUUUUUGCCAUGAUGGCUAUGCAGACAGUAACUAUCCUUAUCCAGAUGUUUUCUCCAAGCUGGGAAAUCUUCACUGCCAUCUACUUCUUUGUGGGAUUCAGUGGUUUUUCUAAUUAUGUUGUAGCAUAUGUCCUAGGCUGUGAAAUUCUCAGUCCAGCCAGUCGGGUGUUUGGUUCUCUGGGAAUCUUCAUGGGGUCUGGAAUCGGUCUGAUGUUCUUUCCCUUAGCAGCUUAUUUCAUCCGUAGCUGGCGAUGGCUGGUGCUAACCAAUGCCCUCACUGGCCUCCUUUAUUUACCAUUGUGGUGGUUUAUUCCAGAGUCUCCUAGAUGGCUGCUCUCUCAGGGAAGAAUCGCAGAGGCUGAAGCCAUACUGAGACGUGCAGCUGAACAGAACAAGGUCACCGCACCUGAAGUCAUCUUCACUUCCUCUGAGAUUGAAGAAGCAGCAAAGAUGAGGGAGAAAAAACAUAAUAUUCUGGAUAUUUUAAGGAACUGUAAUGCUGUUUUAACCAUCACAGUAUGUUCAGUUCUGUGGAUGGUCAUCACCAUGUCUUACUAUGCUCUCAUUCUGAACACCACAAACCUUCAUGGCAAUCCGUACCUGAAUUUCUUCCUGUCUGCAGUGGUGGAGAUCCCAGCUUUCAUUAUAGCCAUGCUGUUGCUCAGAUACUGCAGCAGGAGAUUCUGUCAGUCCUCCACUCUUCUCAUGGGUGGAGCUAUGAUUUUUAUCAUACAGCUCAUUCCCAAAGACCUGAUGGAGUUGGCAACCUUACUGGAGAUGCUGGGAAAACUUGGUGUCACAGCUGCAUUCUGUGUAGUUUAUGCAGUGACUUCAGAACUGUUUCCUACCGUGGUGAGAAACAUGGCCAUGGGAACAUGCUCCAUGACCGCUCGCAUAGGCAGUAUAGUUUCUCCCUUCAUCAUAUACUUGGGUAACUACUAUAAAUACAUUCCUUAUAUUGUCAUUGGAAGCCUGGCAGUGUUUGCUGGCUUAAUUACGUUACUGUUGCCUGAAACUAAAGGAAAAGUUCUUCCUGAGACCAUUGUGCAGAUGCAGCAAAUAAAAGGACUGAGGAGCUCCAAAAAACAGGAUGCAAUGAUGUGGACAGCAGACAAAAGUAAAGUCUUCAAAGAAGUGAAACUUUAACAACUGGACAGUGAAAUAAAAACAAUCUUGUCCUGUUAAUUGAACGAGUGACCCUAACCCUAAAUGAAUUACACUGUUGAGCUGGCUUCACAACAUAAAUUUGUCUUGGUUUUCUGACUUUUAUAGGCAGAUCAUGUAUGUGAGACAAAUCCACCACACGAGGAGCUUUAUUGCCUUUGAUGUGUUAUCAUAAUGUCUGCAAUAAAACAUGUCACGGUACAUGGCAAA
Messenger RNA from Cyprinus carpio (common carp), 1969 nucleotides. RefSeq names its product solute carrier family 22 member 4 (gene slc22a4). Gene Ontology annotation, molecular function: transmembrane transporter activity. Gene Ontology annotation, biological process: transmembrane transport. The record is from RefSeq and is a predicted model, not a curated record. Gene Ontology annotation, cellular component: membrane. NCBI's taxonomy places the organism in Eukaryota, Metazoa, Chordata, Actinopteri, Cypriniformes, Cyprinidae.